Pochonia chlamydosporia 170 is the source of this 930-nucleotide messenger RNA. Its product is annotated as C6 transcription factor. The record is from RefSeq and is a predicted model, not a curated record. Gene Ontology annotation, molecular function: (3R)-hydroxyacyl-[acyl-carrier-protein] dehydratase activity. Lineage: Eukaryota; Fungi; Ascomycota; Sordariomycetes; Hypocreales; Clavicipitaceae. Bases 1 to 930 code for a protein of 309 amino acids. The transcript is spliced from 2 exons. Gene Ontology annotation, cellular component: mitochondrion.
AUGAGCCGCCUCCCCCUCCGACACCUCACCACCUCCCGCCUCACAGCAUCAACCGCCGCCUCCCAAAUGCUCCAAACCUUCCACAACAAAUCCCUAACCCGCCGCCAAGUCCUCGACGCAAACCAACUCCACAAGCUCUCCCUCACACUCAACCGCAACAUCACCUCCCCUCCACCCAGCGGAACACCCAUCCCCCCCGCCCACCACCUCAUCUACUUCACGCCGUCCAGCCCAGAAAACGACCUCGGCCCCGACGGCACAGACCGCACCUUCAAUGCUCCCUCCCCAUUCACGCGACGCAUGUGGGCCGGCGGCAGGAUGUCCUGGACGGGUGAGCUGCGUGUCGGGGAUGAGGUAGAGGAACAGACGAGGCUGCUUAGCGCGACGGCUAAGAAGAGUAAAUCGGUGGGGGAGAUGGUUCUCGUGGAGGUGGAAAAGGAGUUUCGGGGCCCGAAGGGCGUGGUUGUUGAUACGAGGUCGUGGGUGUUUAGGCCGGAGAUUGAGACGGAUGUUGGUGAGAUUGUGCCGGGGGUGUUAUCUCGUACGCCGACUACUAUUGUUGAUAUCCCGGCGAAAGAUACAGGUGACUAUCCUAUACGGCAACUUAUGUGGUCGCCCGUGGGACUAUUUCGCUUUUCGGCACUUACUUUCAACGGACACAAGAUUCACUACGACGCAGGAUGGAGCCAGGGCGUUGAGGGACAUCCGGGUGUUGUUGUCCAUGGACCAUUGAAUUUGAUUAAUAUCAUGGAUUACUGGGGCGAUGUACAUGGGAAGACAUCACCGAGGAGUGUUACGUAUCGCGCAAUGGCGCCUCUGUACGCAGGGGACACAUAUACCAUACGGACGAAGGGUGUUUCCGACAGUGUGUUUGAUAUUGUUGCUGAGAAGCAAGGGACGGUGUGUAUGAAGGCACAAGUUACGGGGUAA